AUGUUAAACGUUAUUAGGGGCCGUGGCCUUCCCCGAGAGGCCGGGAGAGCGGGGGCUUGCUCUGGGCUCACGGGCUGCGCCUCUCUGUCAGGUCCCGGGGCGGUGGGUGCCACCAGCCGCAGCCUCUGUGCCGGCGGGGUGCCAAGCCUUUCCUACCAAGAGCUCAAAGACUUGAAGAAGACCAACGUCCUCCACAUAGACGUGCGGGAGAGGUGGGAGAUCGACAGAUUUGGAAAAAUCCCAGCGUCCAUCAACAUACCGCUGGGUGAAUUAGUGGAAGCUCUGCAAAUGGACCCAAUGGAGUUCAAGGAGCAGUACAAUCAAAAGAUGCCAUCCAAGUCAGACCCUGUGGUUUUCUCCUGUUUGGCAGGAACAAGAAGUAAACAAGCACUCAGUUUUGCUACAUCCUUGGGUUUCAGCAGAGUUCAGCAAUAUGCUGGUGGCUUUGAGGACUGGAUAAAACAUGAACCUCCAGAGAAAAAAUGAAGAUGACUACCCCAAUUCUUGCCCCAUCAAGGCUUCAGCAUGGUCUGUAGGUUUUAGCAUUCAAACUACGCGCAUUCCACUUCCAGAAUACAGCCCACUCCUAUUUUCUUGUGUAAAUGGACAUUCACCUUCAAAUAGCCAUGCAUAUCAACUGCUUGGCUUAAAUUGUAUCUGUAGACUAUGACACGAACAGAGGACGUUAGGUUUUUUCGACCUUUACUUUGGGCUAUGUUUUUUGGUGGAAGUAUGUGAAGAGAACCUAAGUCCUUAUUAUGUUUACUAAGAUUUUUCUAUGAUGUAGUUUAUGACUGUUGAAACUAAUGAUGAUAGAACAAAU
This is a messenger RNA of Gavia stellata (red-throated loon), 823 nucleotides long. It is a transcript of the gene TSTD3, whose product is annotated as thiosulfate sulfurtransferase like domain containing 3. Bases 1 to 486 code for a protein of 161 amino acids. The transcript has 3 exons. Lineage: Eukaryota; Metazoa; Chordata; Aves; Gaviiformes; Gaviidae. The record is from RefSeq and is a predicted model, not a curated record. Gene Ontology annotation, molecular function: thiosulfate-cyanide sulfurtransferase activity. Gene Ontology annotation, cellular component: mitochondrion.